GACUUCCUCGUCUUCACCAUCAGACGACGCCUUGAAUGAACCCAAUACCUAAUGCGCAUGCGUAAACGAAUGCGGAUUGGUCACAUGAAGAGGAAAUGGCGGGACGACUAUUGUUGGAGAGUUCUCGCUCUAUACUAAAGGGAUUGACACAGAGGGGGCGUGGGUAUGAUAAAGUAGUUGAUAAGUUACGGGUCGUAGCUGCCGCCGACGGGCAAUGUACUUGUGAAAUGGUGGUGAAUGAAGAUCACUUGAACGCUGGCGGCUCUCUACACGGCGGAAUGUCCGCCACUCUCGUCGACGUCGUCUCCACACUGGCAAUCAUGAACACAGGAAGCGGACAUCCGGGAGUUAGCGUCGAUAUUAACGUCACGUAUGUGAGACCUGCAAUGGCUGGAGACAACAUAACUAUUCAUUCUCAAUGCCUGAAGGUUGGAAAAUCACUUGCAUCUGCAGUUGUUGAUAUCAAGAAUCAGGACGAUCAGCUCGUUUGCCAAGGAAGACAAACGAAAUAUGUAAAGUCGACGAAGUAGUCGUACGUUUGAAGAUACCGCGGACGUUUGUAUGAUUAAAGUCACGUGACACAAUUAUUAGUGAUUUAAAAUUAAUUUAGUUGAGAUAGCUACAUGGUUUGAGUUGCAUCUAGCUUGAUUAUUAUAUAUUAAUACUUGUGCACAAU
Molecule: messenger RNA, 676 nt
Organism: Corticium candelabrum
Lineage: Eukaryota; Metazoa; Porifera; Homoscleromorpha; Homosclerophorida; Plakinidae
Product: acyl-coenzyme A thioesterase 13-like
Exons: 3
Coding region: 96-530 (144 amino acids)
Molecular function (GO): fatty acyl-CoA hydrolase activity
Source: RefSeq, a predicted model, not a curated record